UUCCCUUAGUCCCGCUGUCUCACUAUUGCCUCUAAUUUUUCUUCAUUCUCGCACUCUUCUUCCACUAGAGCAUUUUCUUCUUGAGAGCUCACCAUCAACCAUUAGGUUUUGGUAGAAUCUCUCUCGAUCUCUAAUUCCUCAUUAUUCUGCUGCGUUUCAUUCUCGGAGAAGCUUCAAGGACCUUUAAAUCAGCUCGCGUCGCGCGUUCAGUCUUCUUCCUUGGAGCCUCUUCCAUAAGGUGAUAGUGGAGAGUGAUGGCCGAAAGUUCUUCAAUUGACCCGCCUGAAUUUCCAUCAAAUUUUAAUGUCCUUGCCAUUGAUACUGACCUCAAAGUUCUUGAAUUCAUCGAGAAAUCAUGCAACAAGAAUUCUCAUCAAGUUAAGAUAUGCUCUAAAUCUACAAGUGCGGUCGAUCUUUUGCUGAAAAAAGAAAUAGACUUUCAUUUGAUUAUCAUGGAACUCCAUAUGCCAUUGAUUGAUGGCUAUGAAUUUCUGGAAAUUCUCGAUGAUGAAGCAAUUGAUGUUCCUUUCAUCAUGAUGUCUGAGGACUGUACUCCUCUUUCCCAAGAGAAGGCUUUUAGACUUGGAGCUUGCGAUUAUUGGAUUAAACCCUUCUUCUUUGAGUAUGAGUCUUUGUUCGAGAAUAGGAAUUUGUGGUCACCUAUGAUUCGACAUCAUUUCUACUUCAGGCGCAUAGGGAUAAAUAUUGAUAGCUUGAAAGGUGAUGAAAAAGGUGAUGAAAAAGGAGAGACAGGUUAUAAUUCUGAUGGAGAAGCGGAAGCCGAUGAUGAUACUCCCCAUAAGAAAGAAUAGCCUAGUAGAUUGCAAAAAAUAUGCUUAAGAAGUCAAAAAGCUGCCGCAGCUGAAUAAAAAGACUGAAUAGAGAGACUGAAUAAAGAGACUAAGAAUAUAAAAUUACUAUUACUAUUAAAAUAGUUCCUUUCUUUCAUUAAUACAUUGUUAUUCUUAGUGCGAA
Molecule: messenger RNA, 975 nt
Organism: Vigna angularis (adzuki bean)
Lineage: Eukaryota; Viridiplantae; Streptophyta; Magnoliopsida; Fabales; Fabaceae
Product: two-component response regulator ARR14
Exons: 5
Coding region: 255-812 (185 amino acids)
Biological process (GO): phosphorelay signal transduction system; cytokinin-activated signaling pathway
Source: RefSeq, a predicted model, not a curated record